Cyprinodon variegatus (sheepshead minnow) is the source of this 2207-nucleotide messenger RNA. It is a transcript of the gene lmod3, whose product is annotated as leiomodin 3. The record is from RefSeq and is a predicted model, not a curated record. Bases 194 to 2098 code for a protein of 634 amino acids. Gene Ontology annotation, biological process: muscle contraction; pointed-end actin filament capping; myofibril assembly. The transcript is spliced from 3 exons. Gene Ontology annotation, molecular function: tropomyosin binding. Gene Ontology annotation, cellular component: myofibril; striated muscle thin filament. Lineage: Eukaryota; Metazoa; Chordata; Actinopteri; Cyprinodontiformes; Cyprinodontidae.
UGCAUGUCUCUCCUCUGCUUCAACUUUAAAUAUCUUCCACACGGUUCACAGCAUUUAAAUUUAGACAAGACAUGAGGCAACGUAUCUCAGGCUGAAGUCAGAGGCUUCUCGCUUUGCUCUGUGCUCAACUCCGGACUGAAUAGAAACUACUCACCUCAACAUCAGCUACAGAAAGAAUCAAUACAUUGCAGGUAUGUCUGAAAUCAGAGACUGUGAGGAUCUCAAUGAGGAGGACAUUGAUGAAGAUGCAAUCCUGGCAAUGCUUUCACCUGAGGAGCUAAAGGAGCUCCAGAGUGAGAUGGACAUCAUUAUUGCUCCAGAUGACACUGUACCAGUGGGACAGAGACAGAAGGACCAGACAGAGAAACCUCCAACAGGAUCGUUCGACCACAGGUCGCUGGUUGAUUAUCUCUACUGGGAGAAAGAAUCAAAACGUAUGCUUGAAGAAGAAAGGGUCCCUGCUACCCUGCUGCCCAGUGAGAAAAUCCUUCAGGAGGAGGCUGCAAAAAAAGAAAAAGAAGAGAACUCAGAUACCAAAUAUGUCUAUGAAGUGGUUGAAGAAAUUAUUGAGGAAGAUGGGGCUGACUAUCCAGAUGGAGUGGAAAUCAUUGAGGAGAUAAUUGAAGAAAUAUAUGAAGAAGAUGAAGGGGAGAUGGAAAAGAACAAUGUGAAUGACCUUAACAAUGAAAGUAGUGAGAAAGUAGAUUUUAAACUCAAACCUGAAAAAGCAGAUCAAGAUGAAGAGCCUCCCAAUAACUUAGAAAAAUCAGCUGAAAAUAACAAAGUGGACAGCCAGUCUGUUCCAGACACAAAGGUAGCCUCGGUUAACAAUGAAGCUAAAGAGGAGAAAGUAAAUAAAGAGUGCUCUGUCCCGCAUGAGACUCAAGAUACAAAUGAAAUCAAUGAUGACUUUCCAAAAAGAGAGCCAAUAAAAGUGAACAAGUUAAAAAUCCCAAAGUUGGCUUUUGAUAAUAUCAAAAUGACAUCACGGCCAUCAGGAAACGAGACAAACUUGGAGUCAACUCUUGACAAAAUCCGUAAUAACAAUCCUUCUGUCACUGAGGUCAACCUGAACAACAUUGAAAACAUUCCCAAGGAGAUGCUUUUGGACUACGUGAAUGCCCUGAAAAAGAAUAAACAUGUAAAAACCUUCAGCAUAGCCAACACAGGUGCUGAUGAAAACAUUGCAUUCAGCCUGGCUAACAUGCUUAGAGAAAACCGCAGCAUCACAACUUUGAAUAUUGAGUCCAACUUCAUAACUGGAAAGGGCAUUGUCGCCAUUAUCCGCUGCCUCCAGUUCAAUGAGACCCUGACAGAGCUGCGCUUUCACAAUCAGAGACACAUGUUAGGUCACCAUGCAGAGAUGGAGAUCUCUCGUCUGCUCAAGGCAAACAACACCCUCCUGAAGAUAGGCUACCACUUUGAGCUCCCUGGGCCCAGGAUGGUGGUGACCAACCUCUUAACGCGGAACCUUGACCGUCAGAGGCAGCUGAGGAAGGAGGAACAGAGGCAGCAGCAGCUCAAAGAGCAGAAAGAAAUGAUGCAAAUGUAUGAGAACAGUCUCAAUCUGCCUCCUGGUUUGCUUGAGAUGUUGGGAUACAUACCGCCACUUGAGCUCCUACAGGAGCAUGGACUCGUCCCUACCAUACCAGAAGAGAACACCGUAGCUCAAACGACACAUCAGAACAAGCAGCCAGAGCAACAAAAGAAUCCAAAACGCAACAGCUUUCCCAAACAGCCUUGUGCAGAACCAGCAAACCCAUUAAAAGACAUUCAGUUGAAGAGAACUCCCAAGAAACGGGAUCCUUUCCUGGACCUGGACCCAAAGGAGGACAGGAGAGCAGAGAACCCAAGUUUCCAACUGAGAAAGACUCCCAGAGUAAAAGACAGAGGAGCUAGAGAGACAGUGGAAGAAAAGGCCAACCUAAAAGAUGUGAUAAAGACUUUGAAACCCGUCCCUCGCAGAAGAGAACCUCCAAAAGUUGAUCUCACACCUCGUGAUGAGCUCCUAAAUGAGAUUAAAAAGAGCAAUGUGGCAUAUCUCAAAUCUGUGCCACUCCCAAAAGUCCUGGAAUCAAGUGAAACAAGUCUUCUCUGACUCCACCUCAGCUAUGUUCUCACUGUUGAGUGUGUCUGUUGUACUGAUACUUUAUGUUGGUAAAUUACCUGCACAGCCCAAAAGGGUGAAAAGCAUCAUUGCCACACAA